AUGAAUUUCACAGGGGACCAGGUUCUUCGAGUCCUGGCCAAAGAUGAGAAGCAGCUGUCACUUCUCAGGGAUCUAGAGGGCCUGAAGCCCCAAAAGGUGGACUUCUGGCGUGGCCCAGCCAGACCCAGCCUCCCUGUGGACAUGAGAGUUCCCUUCUCUGAACUGAGCGAUGUCAAAGCUUAUCUGGAGUCGCACGGCCUGGCCUACAGUGUCAUGAUAAAGGACAUUCAGGUGCUGCUGGAUGAGGAGAGAGAAGCCAUGGCGAAAUCUCGCCGGCUGGAACGCAGCACCAGUAGCUUCAGCUACUCUUCUUACCACACGCUGGAUGAGAUAUAUAACUGGAUGGACAACUUUAGAACUGAGCAUUCAGAUCUUGUCUCCAAAAUUUACAUCGGCAACAGCUUUGAAAAUCGGUCCAUUUUUGUCCUAAAGUUCAGCACUGGAGGGUCUCAGCGCCCAGCCAUCUGGAUUGACACUGGGAUCCACUCUCGGGAGUGGAUCACCCACGCCACUGGCAUCUGGACUGCCAAGAAGAUUGCCAGUGCAUACGGCAAAGAUCCUGUUCUGACAAAUACACUGAAAGACAUGGAUAUCUUCAUAGAACUUGUCACCAACCCAGAUGGGUUUGCUUUUACCCACACCAUGAACCGCUUGUGGCGGAAGAACAGGUCAAGCAGACCAGGCAUCUUCUGCAUUGGUGUGGACCUCAACAGGAACUGGAAGUCAGGCUUUGGAGGAAAUGGUUCCAACAAAAAUCCCUGCUCAGAGACUUACCGUGGGCCCUCACCUCAGUCAGAGCCAGAAGUGGCUGCCAUUGUGGACUUCAUCACAGGCCAUGGGAACUUCAAGGCUCUGAUUUCCAUCCACAGCUACUCUCAGAUGCUCAUGUACCCUUAUGGCCACUCUCUGGAGCCUGUUUCAAACCAGGAAGAGCUGUAUAAUCUUGCCAAGGAUGCCGCCAAGGCCUUGUUCGAGGUGAAUGGAAUCGAGUACCUUUUUGGCAGUAUCAGCACCACCCUCUAUGUGGCCAGUGGAAUCACCGUGGACUGGGCUUAUGACAGUGGCAUUAAAUAUGCCUUCAGCUUCGAGCUCCGGGACACAGGGCGCUAUGGCUUCCUGCUGCCAGCUUCACAGAUCAUCCCCACAGCCCAGGAGAUGUGGAUGGCAAUAAGGACCAUCAUGCAGCACACCUUGAAUAAUCCCUACUAG
Dipodomys ordii (Ord's kangaroo rat) is the source of this 1209-nucleotide messenger RNA. RefSeq names its product carboxypeptidase A5 (gene Cpa5). NCBI's taxonomy places the organism in Eukaryota, Metazoa, Chordata, Mammalia, Rodentia, Heteromyidae. The transcript is spliced from 11 exons. The coding region runs from base 1 to 1209 and encodes 402 amino acids. The record is from RefSeq and is a predicted model, not a curated record. Gene Ontology annotation, biological process: proteolysis. Gene Ontology annotation, molecular function: zinc ion binding; metallocarboxypeptidase activity.